AUGGAACUACCAUCUACAGUUACGAGCGACUUAGAAUUCGACCCAACGUACUCAGACCAAGGAGCAGAAUUUACUCUCGUCUCAUCGGAUAGUGUAGCUUUCAAAGUGCACAAAUACUAUCUCCAAGCUCACAGUACUGUAUUUCGAGAUAUGAUCUCCAAUUGUGACCUUGAUUCCCAUCUCAAUGAAGAAAAUCACAAUCGAUUGGAAUUCACAGAUCCUCAAAUCGAACACUCAACAACACUCACUAUCUUCCUCAAUCUGGUAUAUAAUCGACCACUGAAUCUAUCCCGAGAUUCCCUCGGUCCAUUUAGGAAUUUAAUUGGAUUCGCUAAGAAAUACGAUUGUCGAAUGGUCUUACCAACCAUGAAAUCACUUGCUAGACAAUUCCUAGAUCAAUAUAUCUCCCCUCAUUAUGUUUUCAUCGUUGCAGCCGAGCUGGACGAUAUAGAUCUAGCCUCCGACUGCAUCAUCAAAGGAACCAUGGCGGAAAGUGAACGUGAAAGUGAAGGAGAGGUUAAUUUGGGAAUUUCAAGAGGUGCUGGUGUUUUGGAAGUUACUUCAUGGCCUAUUUGGGAAUUACACCGAGUACCGAUAUCUGAUUUGGUUGGACUGAUGAGGACGGGAAGAAUGUGUAUGGUGACUGCGCGUGGGGGUGAUGGUGUUCAGGCGAGUCAGGAUUUCAAGAAGAUCAUGAAAGCUUGUCAAGGGAAGUAG
This is a messenger RNA of Kwoniella botswanensis, 717 nucleotides long. RefSeq lists its product as uncharacterized. The record is from RefSeq and is a predicted model, not a curated record. The coding region runs from base 1 to 717 and encodes 238 amino acids. NCBI's taxonomy places the organism in Eukaryota, Fungi, Basidiomycota, Tremellomycetes, Tremellales, Cryptococcaceae. The transcript has 3 exons. Gene Ontology annotation, molecular function: protein binding.